Molecule: messenger RNA, 585 nt
Organism: Salpingoeca rosetta
Lineage: Eukaryota; Choanoflagellata; Craspedida; Salpingoecidae
Exons: 3
Coding region: 1-585 (194 amino acids)
Source: RefSeq, a predicted model, not a curated record
AUGGGAGGCAAGGAUCAGGAGCAAGCCGUUUCGAUUGAGAUGCCCGAAGUUGGCAAACAACAAAGCGGCAAUGCGGGCAGUGCGUCUCAGUCCUCCUCCAGCGGCUGCUUGGCGGCGCAUCCUGUGAUUGCAGCCAUCGCUGUCAUGCUGGUGGUGAGUGCUGCCGUUGCCGUACCCCUUGCCGUCGUUUAUGGCAGUGAGGAUGACAAUGGCACAGCUGCCGCCAAGGCCUUUCAAGCCUCCGCCUCGCAAUGCGCAACUCAGUAUGUCAGCAACCUGACGGCUUUCGGCACGUGUGUCGUGCAGCUGGGCCAUCAUGUCAACCUGAUGAGCACGACGGAUCUCACCGCCUGCCUACCUCGGCAACAACGGCAGCGACCACAACGGCAACAACAACAACAACAGCAGCAGCAACAACAACAACAACAACAACAACAACAACAACAACAACAACAACAACAACAACAACAACAACAACAGCAGCAGCAGCAGCAACAACAACAACAACAACAACAACAACAACAACAACAACAACAACAACAACGCAAGCCUGCCCAACAUUGGCAACUCCCACGGCAGAGCUGA